UGUCAAGAGCUACAAAAAGCACUCAUGGACGUACUGGGACGUACAGGAGCGUUAAAAGAAUACGAAAUUGGUGGCCGAUCGCGUCCACCUAGAAAACCCAGGAAAAGAGAAAAUCGCUCUUACAGUCAUAGUACUGUUGAUGAGUUCAGUGGAGACGAGGAUGUAAUUGUGAAUGGAUCUGAUAUGGAGAUUCCUCCUCGUAGCCCAGAAGAGCGCCUCGCUGAUGAGAGCGCUCUUAGUGAAGAGGGCAGAUGUGAGUCUGUUAGCCCGGCAGAGCUACGUAACCACUCAUCAAAACAGAUAACGGAGCGCUCUCUCUCGCCUUUGGAUGUACCAGAGACAGAUGCGGCUGUGAGAAGAAUUCUACAGAUUAUCACGGAUAUUAGUGUGAGUUAG
Molecule: messenger RNA, 396 nt
Organism: Strongylus vulgaris
Lineage: Eukaryota; Metazoa; Nematoda; Chromadorea; Rhabditida; Strongylidae
Source: the annotation of a GenBank genome assembly